Molecule: messenger RNA, 1338 nt
Organism: Ananas comosus (pineapple)
Lineage: Eukaryota; Viridiplantae; Streptophyta; Magnoliopsida; Poales; Bromeliaceae
Product: alkaline ceramidase 3-like
Exons: 3
Coding region: 201-974 (257 amino acids)
Biological process (GO): response to salt stress; ceramide metabolic process; autophagy
Cellular component (GO): membrane
Molecular function (GO): hydrolase activity, acting on carbon-nitrogen (but not peptide) bonds, in linear amides
Source: RefSeq, a predicted model, not a curated record
ACGGAGGAGGAGGAGAGGUUUUUGAAACCCUAGCUCCCACCGCCUCUCUCUCCUCUCUCUCUCUCGCUCUGUAGCGCGAAACCCUAGGACGAAGGUAGGAUGUCCUGUCUUUGCUAGCGCUAUGGAAUAGCAGCGGCUUUUUAUGCGUGAAGUUACUACAUUAUGCGAACAAAAAAUUAAAAUUAAAUUAAAUUUUGAGAAUGGCGGAUUCGAUGGUGUCGAGCUUUUGGGGCCCUGUUACAUCCACCACUGAAUUGUGCGAGAAGAACUAUGCCCAUUCUACGUAUAUUGCAGAAUUUUACAACACGAUGUCGAAUAUUCCGUGCAUUAUUUUGGCACUCUUUGGCCUUAUAACUGCGCUGCGGCAACGGUUUGAGAAACGGUUCAGCGUUCUUCAUAUAUCUAACAUGACACUUGCUAUUGGGAGCAUGAUUUUCCAUGCCACACUACAACACGUACUACAGCAAAGCGACGAGACCCCAAUGGUAUGGGAAAUGCUCUUAUACCUCUACGUCCUCUACUCCCCCGACUGGCACUACCGUAGUACGAUGCCGACCUUCCUCUUCCUAUACGGUUUGACCUUCGCAAUCCUCCACUCGUUCUUCCGCAUAGGCGUCGGCUUCAAAGUACACUACGUUGGACUCUGCCUCCUCUGCGUCCCGCGCAUGUACAAAUACUACAUCCAAACCAGAGACGUAGCCGCCAAGAAACUGGCGAAGUUGUUUGUCGCGACUAUAACCCUCGGCACUCUCUGCUGGUUUAGCGAUCGGUUCUUUUGUGCGAAAAUCUCGAGUUGGUAUGUUAAUCCGCAGGGCCAUGCAUGGUGGCAUGUUCUGAUGGGGCUUAAUUCGUACUUCGCUAACGCUUUCUUGAUGUUUUGUCGGGCGCAGCAGUUAGGGUGGAAUCCGAAGGUGGCUCAUUUUUUAGGGUUUCUUCCGUAUGUUAAGAUACAGAAGCCCAAGAAGCAGGAGUGAGGAAGAAGUUUAGAAGUUAAAGAUUUCGUUAUUUUUUUCGUGUUUCUGAUCUAAUUCAGAAGUUUUGUACAAGUGAUACGGAGUAUAAAAAUCGACCGACAUCGACUGUUUCUUCUUUUUUUAAGUAGAAAUUAGAAGUUUUUUUUUUUUUGAAUUCAAUUAUCUUGUCCACCGAAUUUUUGAAACGAAAUUGUCAUGAAUUACAGGGUGUGUCAAGUUAUUUUUUGUAAGAUCCUCAUCCAUUGCAUGUAAUUACUUUUUAAGCUUUUAUUUUUGUACUCUCUUUCCCUUUUCCAGUUUCUCUUUCUAACUAGGUGGAAGUGAGUGUGUAUCAAAUAGAUGUGUAGUUGGUUUUUGUUCUUCA